This is a messenger RNA of Armigeres subalbatus, 1540 nucleotides long. RefSeq lists its product as uncharacterized. Bases 195 to 1502 code for a protein of 435 amino acids. The transcript has a single exon. The record is from RefSeq and is a predicted model, not a curated record. NCBI's taxonomy places the organism in Eukaryota, Metazoa, Arthropoda, Insecta, Diptera, Culicidae. Gene Ontology annotation, molecular function: nucleic acid binding; zinc ion binding.
UUCGCGAUCGACCCGUUCAAUAACGUUAACAAUAAAUUCAAUCGAAGUGAAGUGUCGUGUUACAACCCGAACGAUCCAGCAAAACUGCAAUAUCAGCAGUCGCCGCUGUGUAAUUAACCGCGUGCAACCAAAGUGAGCGUCCGAUAAAAAAAACGCAAGUAAAACUGCCAAUUCACACGUAGCAAAACUACGUGAUGAAUGAGCACCAGUUCCCCCGCUGGGGGGAACCCUCCGGCGGAUGUCUCGCUGGAAAAGUGAUGGUACUGGAGAGGAAGGAGGAGGGAAAAAGCUUCCAUGGUGUAUCUCCAGUGCUAGUGGAAAAAUUCAUCCAAAGUUUCUGCGGUGAAGUCCACAGUGCAAAAAAAACCCGCGAUGGAAAAAUUUUUGUGACAGUGAAGAACGAGAGCCAGGCAAGAAAUCUGGCUAAAAUGGAAAAGAUGACCGACGGAAUAACGGUCAACGUUUACGAACACAAAACCCUAAAUUCGUGCAAAGUGGUCAUUUUCUGUCGUGAUGUUAGGGAAGAUAGUGAUACGGAUAUACUAGCGAUGCUCUCGGAACAGGGAAUAACUGAAGUGAAGCAAAUUAUGAAAGGAAGAGAAGAAAAUAAAACCUCUACGGGAAUCUUUGUCCUCACUGUCAAAGGCACCAAGCCACCAAGUGAACUUAAACUAGGUUACAUUGUGCUUGAAACUCGUCCAUGGUACCCAAAUCCGCUGAGGUGCUUCAAGUGCCUCAAAUUCGGACACACAAGUAAGAACUGUUCCAGUGAAAAAAAAUGCAGCAAGUGCGGUGAACUAUACCACGAAGAAUGUACCAACAGCGAAAAAUGUAUCAACUGUGGAAACAAACAUGGCGCAUUCUCUAAGGAAUGCCCUACCCUGAAGCAAGAAAAAGCCAUUACAAAAGUGAAAGUGGAUAAAAACAUCUCUUUCUGGGAAGCAAGGAAAAUUGUGGAAAACGAGGGUAAAUCAACAUAUUCGGAUACCCUUAAAUCAUCACUGAAGAGGCAGACUGAUGAAAAAAUCGCACAACUAACCGAACAAAACAAUCUGUAUCGUAACCAAAUCCAACAGUUAGAAGAAGAGAAGAAAUCACUAGCAGAAUCCAUCAAACUAGACUACGACACUCAUUACGAAAAUCUGCUGAAGCAAUACCAGGACGAAAACGAAAAAAAGUUCGGAAAAAUGGAAGAAAACUACGAAGCCAUCCACAACAAAUUUGAAAAACUUGCAUCAGUAUACCAAGAAGAAAAACAAAGAAAGGCAGAGAAAGACCUCGAAAAACUCCAAGAAAAUUACGCUAAGCUAGAAAACAUACUAAAACAACACGGAUAUAAAUCCGCCCCCAAACAUAGAAAUCAAGAUAACCCCGCGCCGUCACCGCCCAGGAAAAAGAAAGCCAACCACAAGAUGGCACCAGCCAAGGAAGUGGAUUACGUCGACUCAGAAUCUGAAAACACCGACGAUCAACCCGACGAACACAUGGACCAGAAACCCUGAUACAAACAAACCAGAACACCAAACACCACCAAACUCGA